AGUCUCCAAGCUCCCGUCGUCCCACACAGCCGGAACGAUUCAACGGUCAGAGAUGGCUCUAUCGCGCCUAGCUUCCUCCUCCGGCUCCAGUCUCCUGAGGCCCCUCACCUCCGCCUUAUCCCUCACCCCAUCUCUCCGCCGUCCGAUCUCAUCCGCCGCCGAUGACUCCACUACCCUCACAAUCGAGACGUCCAUCCCCUUCACCUCCCACAACUGCGAGCCGCCGUCGCGCACGCUCGACACCACUCCCAAGGAGCUUAUGACGUUCUUCCGCGACAUGGCGUUGAUGCGCCGGAUGGAGAUCGCCGCCGAUUCGCUCUACAAGGCCAAGCUGAUCCGUGGGUUUUGCCACCUGUACGACGGCCAGGAGGCCGUCGCCAUCGGCAUGGAGGCCGCAAUUACCAAAAAGGACUGCAUCAUCACCGCGUACCGUGACCACUGCACCUUCCUCGGCCGCGGUGGGACCCUCCUGCAAGUUUUCUCGGAGCUCAUGGGGCGCAAGGAUGGCUGCUCCAAAGGGAAAGGUGGGUCGAUGCAUUUCUACAAGAAGGACGCCGGGUUCUAUGGCGGCCACGGCAUUGUGGGCGCUCAGAUUCCUCUGGGAUGCGGAUUGGCUUUUGGGCAGAAGUACUCCAAGGACGAAACGGUGACGUUUGCUCUCUAUGGUGACGGUGCGGCCAAUCAGGGGCAGUUGUUCGAGGCGCUAAACAUUUCUGCGCUUUGGGAUCUCCCUGCAAUUUUGGUCUGCGAGAAUAAUCACUAUGGAAUGGGUACCGCCGAGUGGAGAGCGGCGAAGAGUCCCGCAUAUUACAAGCGCGGUGAUUAUGCUCCCGGCUUGAAGGUGGACGGUAUGGAUGUGUUUGCCGUAAAGCAGGCAUGCAAGUUUGCAAAGGAGCAUGCUCUGAAAAAUGGACCCAUUAUUCUUGAAAUGGACACUUACAGGUACCAUGGUCAUUCUAUGUCUGAUCCUGGUAGCACCUACCGCACACGUGAUGAGAUUUCUGGCAUAAGACAGGAGCGUGAUCCAAUUGAUAGAAUAAGAAAGCUGAUAUUUGCUCAUGAUCUAGCUACUGAGAAGGAGCUAAAGGAUAUUGAGAAGGAAGUAAGAAAAGAAGUUGAUGAAGCCAUUGCUCAAGCCAAAGAAAGCCCAAUGCUAGAGCCCUCUGAACUCUUCACAAAUAUCUAUGCGAAAGGCUAUGGAACUGAGUCAUUCGGAGCAGAUAGGAAAGAAGUCAGAACUGUACUCCCUUGAAUCCAAAGCGGAAAGUUGCCGAUGGCCAAUGAUGUCGUCCUUGGACCCUGAAGGUCCGUCAGUUCACAUAAUUGGACCACACCUUCCAAUUCCCCGGAAAAGAAAAAAAACACAAUAAUGGUUGGAGUCAAGAUGGCCGUCUCUUCCUGGUCAUACAUUUUGAUACUCGCCUUCUUUUUUGUAUAGGAUUACUGAUUUGCAUUCAUGAGAUGUAGGUCUCGAAGCUCGAGAGGUUGUACACUUUCGGGAUCGAUACGAACAUGUUACUCAUUUGCAGCUCAUGGUCAAGGGAAAUCUGCUUUUCCCACUGCUUAGCAUUGGUCUUUGUUUUCCCAGUUGUAUUUAAAGCUUAUUAACGGGUAUCUUUCACUUGCCAUUCGAUUGUUGGGA
Molecule: messenger RNA, 1642 nt
Organism: Pyrus x bretschneideri (Chinese white pear)
Lineage: Eukaryota; Viridiplantae; Streptophyta; Magnoliopsida; Rosales; Rosaceae
Product: pyruvate dehydrogenase E1 component subunit alpha, mitochondrial
Exons: 8
Coding region: 53-1252 (399 amino acids)
Biological process (GO): pyruvate decarboxylation to acetyl-CoA
Cellular component (GO): intracellular membrane-bounded organelle
Molecular function (GO): pyruvate dehydrogenase (acetyl-transferring) activity
Source: RefSeq, a predicted model, not a curated record